AUGUCUCAUUUGUAAUAAUACAUAGUAUCAUAUAACACGUAACAUGAUCUGUAGAAAUAUUAUAAGAUCAAAAUUUUUAGCAAGUAUUCAAGUGCGGUGUUACAGUGAUGUAGGUUCAUCUAAAAAGACACCUCUAUAUAAUUUACAUGAAAAAUAUGGUGGAAAGUUAGUCGAUUUUGCUGGAUUUCUACUUCCCGUACAAUAUUCUGACAUGACGGUGUCUGCAUCUCACCUGUUUACGAGAAAUAGUGGAUCUAUUUUCGAUGUAUCUCACAUGUUACAAACAAGUGUUUCCGGUAAGGAUUGCAUCCCUUGGUUCGAAUCAAUAUGCCCAGUUGAUUUACAAGGAAUGAGUGAUGGAUCGAGUUCGCUAACUGUAUUUCUAAAUCAAAAAGGUGGUAUAAUUGAUGACCUUAUUGUAACAAGAGUAAGUGAAAAACAACUCUACAUUGUCUCAAAUGCGGGAAGACUAGACGUCGAUAAAAACCAUAUGAUAGAAACAUCCGAAAUGUAUCGCAAGAAGAAUAAAGAUAUCUCCAUUGACUUCUUCGAUGUAACUCAAAGGGGACUGAUUGCUGUUCAAGGACCAAAGGCAGUACAAAAUAUACAACGUUUAACAGAUACUCCUUUAGAAAACUUGUACUUCAUGACCAGUCGUUUAGGUUCUGUAGCAGGAGUAGAUUGUCGUAUAACCCGAUGUGGUUAUACAGGCGAAGAUGGUGUUGAAAUAUCGAUUCCCGCUGAAAAAACUGAAAUUGUGACAGAAGCAUUAUUACAAUCCGACGACAUCAAACUUGCCGGUUUAGGAGCCAGAGAUUCGUUACGUUUAGAAGCAGGCUUAUGUUUGUAUGGUAAUGACAUUGACGAAGGAGUGACACCCGUCGAAGCUAAUUUAACUUGGCUGAUUGCAAAGAGACGACGAGGAGAAGCAAACUUUCCUGGAGCGGAAAUAAUUUUACGGCAGAUUAAAGAGGGGGUUACUAAAAGAAGAGUCGGGGUAAGGAUGGAAACAGGUGCCCCGGCAAGAAAAGGCGCGCUCCUAAAAAGUUUGAACGGUGAAGUUAUAGGUAAUGUUACUAGUGGUUGCCCAAGCCCUUCUUUGGGGGGUAACGUGGCAAUGGGUUACAUUCUUGAACAAUUUAAAAAAGUCAGCACUGAAAUAAACGUUAACAUACGAAACAAGGACUCUCCAUGUAAAGUGGCCAAGAUGCCUUUUGUACCCUCAAAAUAUUAUGUUAAGAAAUAAAAAUAUAUAUAAUUUAAAA
Pieris napi is the source of this 1265-nucleotide messenger RNA. Its product is annotated as aminomethyltransferase, mitochondrial. NCBI's taxonomy places the organism in Eukaryota, Metazoa, Arthropoda, Insecta, Lepidoptera, Pieridae. Gene Ontology annotation, molecular function: protein binding; aminomethyltransferase activity. The record is from RefSeq and is a predicted model, not a curated record. Gene Ontology annotation, cellular component: mitochondrion. The coding region runs from base 44 to 1246 and encodes 400 amino acids. Gene Ontology annotation, biological process: glycine catabolic process. The transcript has a single exon.